Oreochromis aureus is the source of this 2494-nucleotide messenger RNA. RefSeq names its product nucleic acid binding protein 1a (gene nabp1a). Gene Ontology annotation, cellular component: SOSS complex. The transcript has 6 exons. The coding region runs from base 979 to 1641 and encodes 220 amino acids. Gene Ontology annotation, biological process: mitotic cell cycle checkpoint signaling; response to ionizing radiation; double-strand break repair via homologous recombination. Lineage: Eukaryota; Metazoa; Chordata; Actinopteri; Cichliformes; Cichlidae. The record is from RefSeq and is a predicted model, not a curated record. Gene Ontology annotation, molecular function: DNA binding.
UGACCGGCAGUACAGCUGACGUAGUUUUUGGGGCAUUGUUCAAGGAGGUUAAAGCGUGUAGUUUGCAGUGUGUACAUAUUUUUAAAAAUAGCGUUUUUGGGGCCGUAGUAUUUAGGUAUAAAUACCUAGGACAUUUAACAAUAAGUGUUUUUCGAACAACAGUAACGUUACUGGGGAUACAGAUACUUAAAAAUAGACACACUAGUCGUAUAACAAAGCAUUUGGCCAGACUGCGCGCUAACAAGGCUAACAGUUCCUUAUACUUACAAAAGGCACACAAAGGAAAUGCGGUCGAUUAGUUUAAAAGCAUUAAAAAGAGGUGUCUAAAUGAUCGAGUUAAUCUACUAAAAAAAGGCUAGACGUACAGACAGCAUAUUAAGCUGUGAUGUAACUUGCAGUCAGUGGAGUGGUAUUUGUUAAAACAAGAACCUCAGAUUGAACCAGCGAUUCUGGAUUUGUCAGCCUAUUGGUAUCUGAUUUCGAAAGAUCGUUUUGAGUACUUGGCAGCUACUUUGCAACGGAUUCUACGUUAGCUAAUUUUAUUUGAAGAAUGAAGCUGACAUUAUGGCGAUAAUCGCGAAAAACGAGAUAUCCAGACACUCGUAUUCUGAAACUAAAAGAAGGUAGCUAACUGGGAGCUAGCAAACAAUUAGCGAAUUGUUCCUUAGCGGGGCUAUCUUGUCACCCUGCUAGUGUCAGUUAGCUGUGAAGAGUAUAGUUGUCCUUCACCACUGUCACAAGCGUUUGUGUUAAGUUUCACGUGGGUGGCUAUCUAAGGCCCUGGUCCCCCGUGUUUUAUGUUAUAAACUGUUAAGAUACGUCUUAGAAGUAGUUAAGGCUGGCAGGCUAACUAGUUAGCUAAGCUAAAGCUAACGGUUUUAGCUCCCCAUUACAUAGUAACGACAGUUAUAGCUGCUGACUUUGAGUGACAGGAAGAGAGAUAUCAGUGGGCUUUUUUUUCCACCCUCGACACUAAUAAUGGCAGCACCAACAAACGAGGCCUUGUUUUUGAUAAAGGAUGUGAAGCCUGGCUCGAAAAAUUUGAAUAUCGUGUUCAUCGUUUUGGAAAUAGGUCGAGUAACCAAAACGAAAGAUGGCCAUGAGGUGCGCUCAUGCAAGGUGGCAGACAAGAGCGGUAGCAUAGCUAUCUCCGUUUGGGAUGAACUCGGCAGCCUUAUUCAGCCAGGGGACAUCAUCAAGCUAACCAGAGGCUAUGCAUCUAUGUGGAAAGGCUGCCUGACCUUAUACACUGGAAGAGGAGGAGAUCUACAGAAGAUUGGAGAAUUCUGUAUGGUGUAUUCAGAAGUGCCCAACUUCAGUGAACCAAACCCAGAGCUGCUAGCCCAAGCAAACCAGCAAAACAAGUCUGGGAAGCCUGACCAGAACCAGAGGGGGAACUCUCCACCCAAUCAGAAUUCAGGUACAUCUGCCCCACCAGGUAACGGUGCCAUGCCGCCAUUUGCCAACAAUAAUCAACCGCCUGGUGCACCCCGUGACCCCACGUUUGGGAACGUCGGGCGGCCCAAUGGACGGUCACCUGGCAACGGUGCCCCUUCGGUUACUGCUGCUGGAGCCCCACCAGCUACAAAGUCCUCAGUUACAAUUAGCAACGGCAGGGACCCACGACGUGCCAAAAGAUGAAAUUGGGGGUUAGAAGGUGCAAGGGAGGGGGGUAUGUGAGAAAUCUAUGGAUGUCUCCAUUUACCCCCCUCUUACAGCUUUCCGACCUGUCUGCCCCGUCUCAUCACAGCCUGUGUUGGCUAUAAAAAACAAAAACUGACUACUUGCAGAAUUUCUUUCUCUUUUUUUAAAAAAAUCCAGGCUAACAUAAUCAGAUGUGUCGUCUGUCAUGCGUAGUGCAGGUAGUGCUCUCAUAAGCAGCACAGUGUGAUUAUGAUCUACCACUUUAUGCGUUAUCAGGGCUUCUUAUAUAGUCGCGACCUGGUGUGGCUGAGCUCUGGGCAGCUUCCCAGUCUGCACCCUUCUUCUUCGAGUUGCCAGUUCUGUGCCAGUGUUACCCCCAACUCCCAAACAAACACCAACCUGAACCCUUGCCCUGUUCAUGUUCUUUAAAACUAUACACCCUACUUGAACACUUGAUGCACUUUCUUCUCUUAAUUUAUGUCAAGGCUUAGCUGUCAUUUAAUUCAGGAAAUCAGUUUCUGCUUUAUUUAGUUUUUUAGUGGAAAAAAAAAAAAAAAGGCCUUAAGUUGGUGAAAGUAAGUAGUUGAACUGACUGCCUAUGUGAAACUCUUCAAACCAAACUGUUUUCUGAAGUGACUGUGUGAAAGGAAAGGUGUUUUGAGUUUUAAUGAUAGGUAGGUAGACUGGUAGUGAACUGUUUCCUUUUUUUUUCUUUUCAAUAAGACGUAUUUUUUCGUUUUCUUUCUUUCUCUCUUUUUUUUCUUUGUUGGCCAUCAACUGUACCUUUAGGGACCACUUAAAUACUGGCAAAAACGGUUCACCAAAUAAAUUUUAGAGCAAUUUUCUGUCA